Corylus avellana is the source of this 1636-nucleotide messenger RNA. The record is from RefSeq and is a predicted model, not a curated record. Lineage: Eukaryota; Viridiplantae; Streptophyta; Magnoliopsida; Fagales; Betulaceae.
UUCUCGAUCUUUCUCACAGGAUCCUUAGACGGGAAAUGCUUGCUUGCUUCGACAACCAUCACCGGCUAUCCAUCCUUUGAUAAACCCUGAAGAUAAAUAUUUCUGGGUUCCAGUUCAUCUGGAAUUUCGGAUUCAGAUAUGAACCCAUUGGGCACCAUUGCAGGCCUCCACUUCAGCCACUAGACAAACAUCGUUGCUGCUUUGUCUGGGUCCAUCGACCUUGCAAUCAAGAACCUCAUGAGCGUCGGGUCGCCAUGCCCCUGCAAAGACAAACCCAUGAAACAAAAACUUAACCCAAUCAAAUACACUGGUGCGUUGUUUGACAAAGGUACAGAUCGGUUUGCCUCUGUGGAAGACCCGAGCUUCUCAACUGAUAUCCUCACCUGGGUCAGUGCGAUUUCUUGGUUUUUCUCCAUGUGAAGUUCUCAGAAGAUAGUUAGGCUUGUUUUCAGAUUAAAAAAAGAUGGAUUUGAACUGGGAAUGAAAAGAAAAACAAAAUAAGCUACUUUGACUCAAUUUCAAAAGAUUAAUAGAAAGCUUUCUCAAAAAAAAAAAAAAAAUAAUAAUAAUCCAAAGCGAGAGGUGUUGAUUUGAAGGGGGUGGAGCAUAUGGAAGAGACGUGAGAGUUCCGUUGACAGAACGCAACAUUUGGUAAAAGAAGUGAACCCUCGAGUCUCUCUCUCAUCGUCUCACACUCUCCUUCACUCUCUGCAAAGGCAAAUGCGAGCAGGUGAAGGAAGUAAAAGAAUGAGAAAAGAAAGAAUAAAAAAAACAAACUAACGUGGCCACGUCAGCUUGUGCAAUUCCAUUUGUGAAAAUGGUUGAAACUUUAGCAUUUCUCUUUUUCUAAGCAUAAAUUCCCAUCCGAUUGGGAUCCAAUGUAUCAAUCUCUCUAGCUAGCGCACUUUCACUCUCUUACAGUACUACGCUUCCACUGAUCAUGGCUUCCACGGCGGCAGAGAAGGAUGCCGCUAAAGAUCAUGAAUUAAACGGAAAGCUGUACAAAGCUCUGCUGAAGGAAGAGGCGGAUCAGGUGAUACAACUCUGCGAAGGUAUUGAGGACCAUGCAUUGCACAAACUGACCGUACACAACGACACAGUGCUCCACAAGGCCACUUACGCCAAACAAGGCAACUUGGUACUCAGACUUCUCGAUGCCUUGCCUCACCACCAUCUCUACAAAAUGACCUGCAAAAACGACAUCGGCAACACUAUCCUUCACGAGGCGGCUACUCUCGACCAGGAAAACUCAGUCGAGGUUGCCACCAAGAUGUUAGAGAAAGCCCCGGAGUUGUUGAGCGUGGCCAACAAUAUUGGAGAGACUGCACUCUUCCGGGCAGCCCGCUAUGGCAAGACUGAGAUCUUCGACUUUUUGGCAGAGAAAAUCUCGGGAGAUGAAGAAGCCAAACAGCAACCAUUUAUUCAGAGGACGGACAAGACCACUAUUCUUCAAAUCGCCAUCCUUGCUCAGCACUUCGGUUUAGCUCUGAAAAUAGUUGAACUAUUCGAACAUAUAAUUGAUGAAAGAGACGAAGAUGGUAUGACUGCUCUUCAGCUUCUGUCAUGUAACCCUUCAGCUUUUCUAACUGUGCGCAGACGGGGACUACUCAAUAGAAUUAUUAACUCUGGUAUGUAG